Molecule: messenger RNA, 216 nt
Organism: Phialemonium atrogriseum
Lineage: Eukaryota; Fungi; Ascomycota; Sordariomycetes; Cephalothecales; Cephalothecaceae
Exons: 2
Coding region: 1-216 (71 amino acids)
Source: RefSeq, a predicted model, not a curated record
AUGGACCGUGCUAACCCCAAAGCCUCGACAAAUACCGGGAUACUCCGCCCCCUACUCCGUCGCCCCGGUCUUCUAGUCUUCACCGUCGCCGUAGCAGGCUCCGCCGUGGCGGUCAAGUACAUGGCGUCGAGGAUGAAGGACAACGAGCUCGCGCAGAAGAACUCGGACUCGCCCAACUUCUACGUCAGCGUCGAUCGCAGCGGAGGAGGCGUAUGA